This is a messenger RNA of Episyrphus balteatus (marmalade hoverfly), 8186 nucleotides long. RefSeq names its product potassium voltage-gated channel protein Shab (gene Shab). NCBI's taxonomy places the organism in Eukaryota, Metazoa, Arthropoda, Insecta, Diptera, Syrphidae. The transcript has 14 exons. The coding region runs from base 1249 to 5547 and encodes 1432 amino acids. Gene Ontology annotation, molecular function: protein binding; delayed rectifier potassium channel activity. The record is from RefSeq and is a predicted model, not a curated record. Gene Ontology annotation, biological process: potassium ion transmembrane transport; protein homooligomerization. Gene Ontology annotation, cellular component: voltage-gated potassium channel complex; membrane.
AGCGUAUCUCGAUAACGGUAAUUUAGAAAAUAUAGAAGAAAAGAAAAAAAAUAUAUAAAACGGUUCUGUGAGAAGAAAAAAGAAAUUUUAAUAAGAAAAAAAUUUGGGAAAUUAUUGAUUGUAAAGAAAAUUUAUUGUGAAAAAUUGUGCAAAACUUGUAAAGAUUCAUAAAAAAAAAAAUUAAAUUUACAAUCGACAACGGAAAGAAAAUUCUCGAUACGAAUACAAGUGUGAAAGGAAUGUGUUAAAAUAGUCUUGUUUACUAUUUAAUUCGAGAAAUUAAAAAAUUAUAUAAAAAAUAGUUCCAAUUAUUAUUUCUGUAAAGAAGUUCGAAAAAAAAUGUUCUGCAUCAUGAAGAAAUUAAAGUGUAGUGAUAAAUUGUUAGAUAAAAAUAAAAAUAAUAAUUUUAUUUGAUUUUUGUACUAAAAUUAAAUUUAAAAUUAAAAUUCUUACAUAAAAAAAAUAUAUAUAAGCAAUCAAUUAAAUUUUUUGUUUAGUGAAGUGAUUAAUUUGUAAAAAAAAAAAGAAAAAUAUGUAAAAAAGAAAACAUUAAUUCUAUUGCUUAUACUCUCUCUAUUUAAAUAUAUAAGUUCCUCUUGAAUAUAAACCAUAAAAUAAAAACAAACUUCUACUAUUACUACUUCUACAAAUAAAACAUAACACAUACACGCGUACACACUCUUGAAGCCGUCUUAAUCUUACAUUGGAUUUGAAUAAAUUUAUUACAUUUUGCCACGGAAUCGAUAUUCCGUAUAAAGUUUUAUAAAACUGAUUAAUAAGAUGUCAUCGCAUAACAAACCUUUGUGGUUGCUGAACGAAAGUCCUCAUCGUCCACAUCGUCAGCUGGCAUGGGUUAGCUUUAAUUAAACUGAUUGCAGUUACCCCCACAAAUAUACCGAACCUCCCCCUAUACUCUAACUACUAGUAUAUACUAUAUACAACAAUAACAAACCGGCCUCCAGAACGGAAUUCUCGUGCACUCAAUAUCGAUUCGGAGACGCCACAAUCGCGCCACCACCCGCAUUCAACCAUACGUGAUUCCAAGAAGACAUGACGAAGUGUUGGCUGAACAAUAGUUGCUGCAGGGGCAAUCAUCCACGUCGAAUAAAGCAAGUUAUCGUAGCUAAAGCAGAAAGCGUCAAUAGUCAGCGUUUUUACACUUUUUUUCAAAUAAUCACCGAUAUAAAAGAAUCUUCAGUAAGGAGCUGAAUAAUAGGGAUGAUUGAUUCGAUGUAGCGUAGCGGCCCUAUGGUCGGCGAACGCGAUAGAGACCGUGAAGCGGUGCGCUGGGAACUGGGCGAGUCUACACCGCCCCAAUUUAAUAAUGGAGGAUCACAAAUGGUCGGCACAUUGUGUGGUGGACAGGCUGCUGGCCAACAGCAACAACAAUUACAGCAUCAGCAACAGCAGCAACAACAACAGCAACAGAAGCACCAUCAACAACAACAACAACAACAACAACAGCAACAACAUCAAUACUACCAGCAGCAGCAACAAACGACGAAUUGGGUGGAAAACGAAACGAUCGGAAGCGGUGGAAGCGAUAAUCAGCCAUACUACGAUACGAGCGGCAAUGUGGACUGGGCCCGGGCCAUGGGCACUGGCGGCGCUGGUUCAUACGGAUGUGGGACCAGUGUCGGCGGCAUUACAGCUGGUGGCAGCAGUAGCAAUUUGGGUCGCUACGAUCCGGCUAUUGGCUACAUCGAGGCUGGCAGCACCAGUCUCGGUGGCGAUACGAACAAUCUGUCAUACGGUACAUCGGUGGCGAACACUAACACCAAUACCGGUGGCGGUGGAGCGGGCACCACCAGCGGCAGCGGCGGUGGCGGCGGAUCCACUGGCAAAGAGGUACGCUACGCUCCAUUCCCCAUUACAUCGCCGACCAAUUCGAACCCCACAACUUCCCAGCCACCGGCACUCCUGCAACGGACACAUUCCAGAUCCAUGUCCUCCAUACCACCACCAGAGCCAUUUAUGAUAGCACAGUCCAAACAGAUGAACACGCGCGUUUCGAUCAACGUGGGCGGCGUCAAGCACGAAGUUCUCUGGCGGACGCUCGAGCGUCUGCCGCACACAAGACUUGGCCGCCUGCGCGAAUGCACCACACACGAAUCCAUAACGGAAUUAUGCGAUGAUUAUUCCUUAGUUGACAACGAAUAUUUCUUCGAUAGACAUCCGAAAAGUUUUAGUUCGAUUUUAAAUUUCUACCGCACCGGCAAGCUGCAUAUAGUUGAUGAGAUGUGCGUGCUAGCCUUCAGCGAUGAUCUCGAGUAUUGGGGCGUCGAUGAGCUCUAUCUGGAAUCUUGCUGCCAGCAUAAAUACCACCAGCGCAAGGAGAAUGUACAUGAGGAAAUGCGCAAGGAGGCUGAGAGUUUGAGGCAGCGUGAUGAGGAAGAGUUCGGCGAAGGUAAAUGCGCUGAAUAUCAGAAGUAUCUGUGGGAAUUGCUGGAAAAGCCAAACACUAGUUUUGCGGCCAGGGUAAUCGCGGUGAUAUCAAUCCUGUUUAUAGUCCUGUCUACCAUAGCCCUGACGUUGAACACCUUACCACAACUACAAACUGAUCAUAAUGGUACACCUCAGGAUAAUCCGCAAUUGGCUAUGGUUGAGGCCGUCUGUAUAUCGUGGUUUACAUUAGAGUACGUACUUAGAUUUAGUGCAUCGCCGGAUAAGUGGAAGUUUUUCAAAGGCGGCCUUAACAUAAUAGACCUAUUGGCAAUACUCCCAUAUUUUGUGUCCCUAUUUCUAUUGGAAACAAAUAAAAAUGCAACGGACCAGUUCCAGGAUGUGCGCCGGGUGGUGCAAGUAUUUCGCAUCAUGCGCAUCCUGCGAAUCCUUAAGCUGGCCCGUCAUUCUACGGGCCUGCAGUCAUUAGGCUUUACGCUACGUAACUCAUAUAAGGAACUCGGUCUACUAAUGCUGUUCUUGGCAAUGGGCGUUCUCAUAUUUUCUUCGCUAGCAUAUUUUGCUGAAAAGGAUGAGCCACAAACAAAAUUCGUUUCGAUUCCGGAAACAUUUUGGUGGGCGGGUAUUACAAUGACAACUGUUGGCUACGGGGACAUCUAUCCCACUACUGCACUGGGAAAGGUUAUUGGUACUGUGUGUUGCAUAUGCGGUGUUCUGGUAAUCGCUUUGCCUAUUCCCAUCAUCGUUAACAAUUUUGCCGAAUUUUAUAAAAAUCAGAUGCGCAGAGAGAAGGCCCUCAAGCGGCGUGAGGCUCUUGAUCGGGCGAAACGUGAAGGCAGCAUUGUAUCGUUUCAUCAUAUCAAUUUGAAAGAUGCCUUUGCCAAGAGUAUGGAUCUCAUCGAUGUAAUAGUUGACACAGAAAAACGAGAAAGUCGUAGCAAAUCCAUUUCGAAUUGGCAACGGCUGACUCAAGCGAUACGGCGCUCACCCACAGGGCACAAUAUUUCGCAAACAGAUGGGAACAGCACGGAAGGAGAAUCCUCGAUGGGCAGGAAUCCAGCGACCACAGGACCCGGAUGUUACAAGAGCUUCGAUCAUGUUGCAUCACUUAGGCAUUCAAAUAUGUCACAACAUCAUCGUACAUCAGUACCUGAUACAGAUGCUGUGCCACCAUAUUCAGUAGAGAAUCAAAGUCAGAAAACAUCAAUGAACGCUAUGGAAACCUAUCAGCUUCAACAACAGCAACAACAACAACAACAAAAACAAAAACAACUACAGGCACUACAACUUCUGCAGCAGAAGGAAAAAGAUCAAGAUCAGCAAGCGCUUCAAUUAGUUGAGCCUGGAGGCGACAACAUAUCCCAAGCUGAAGCAGCUCAAAUGAUGGUCACUCCAGGGAAAUUACGGGGAAGGAGUAAGGAGGAGGUUGCCGAACUUCGACGUCAAGUCGCUCUAGAAAAUUUACAAAACCAAAGGAUGGACAAUCUCGAACAGGACGUCCCAACGGAAUUCGAAUGUUGCUUUUGCACUACAAAGGAUUUCAAAGAAUUUACAGAUGCCGAAGGGGUCAUUUCACUUCCAACAUCGGACUUCCAUAAACCCAUUUGUUUAGAAAUGCGUUCAUUGCAAUCCAAUCAAACAAAUCAAUUGAAACUACUGGCACCACCACCUCCGAUUCCACCGCACCCAUCGGCGGCAUCUCUAAUGGCCAAUGGUGACAGCAGUAUACUACUGCCAUCCGAUAUGACCUCCGUAUCAGCAAUCACAACGGUAGCCUCAUCAUCUUCUGCAUCGUAUGGCACAACGACAACAACCGUUGCACUACCAUUGGAAACUCCACUUCGUUACGCGCCUUUCAUUAGCAAUAAUAUUAAUAUUAGUACUAAUAACUUUAACAAUAAUUACAAUAAUAAUUUUAAUAGUAUAUCAACGGGAGUAGCAAACACCGCCAACAAUAAUGUUAACAAUAACUACAAUAACAAUGCCGAUUUGGCUAGCGUUGAUAGCUCCGACACGUAUGCCAGUUGCCAAACGCAUCCCUUUUUGUCGCAAGCCGAUCUGACAUCCGAUCUGGCCGAUGAAGCGUGUGCCCUCGACAUCGACAUGGACAAUUUGUAUAUAAAUCCGUUGGAAAAAGACACACAACAACAACAACAACAACAAAGUGUUCCAACAUCGACGUCCGGUAUGAUUCGAUCGCAAGUCAAAAAGAGUGCUUCGGGCGACACUGCGUUACGGAGCUUGGGUGGGGGAGUCAGUCCGAUGGAUGACGUUUUUCAAAAUUUCGAUGUUCAGGACCGUGGUAGUAGGGUAAGUCUGAAUGAGACACCAGUGCCAAAGCAUCGUAAGACACGAUUCCAACAAAGUUCAAAGCCGCGCGCCAGAUUUGAAGAUACCAAAAAGUUGUCACAAGAGAGUCUAGCGGCUCAGGAUGGUAGUGUUAAAAAGAAACGAUCGUCCUUUAUGCCAGCUAAGAGUCUGGCAACGGCUACUAAAUUAAUUAAUCAGCAUCUGUUUGGUAUUCAAAAUGUUGGAUCUAGAGCGAAAUUCGAAAGUAGACAUUCGUCAUCAAUUGAUUCGAUUGAUGCAUCGCCGAAUUUGGAACAUCAUCGGCGAUCCAAGUCGAUUUUGAAGAAUAAAUCGGACGUGUCACGAGUUCUUGCCGACCCUGAAAGUGAGCGUUUACUUGCUGAUAAUAUGUCAGGCUCGGGCGUUUCUGAUAAUGGGACCGUUAUGUGUGAAUCUGGAAGCGAUUACUCACCGAACAAAUUACCUCACUCAGUUUUAGCAAAAUCAAUAUCCCCACCUCCUCUUAGGCAUCGAACAUUAAUACAACAACGCUCAGGACCAGCAACACUGCAAUCCAAGCCAACUAAAUUCCAAACGCCACGUUAUCCGGAAGAGCAACAACUGAGGCAUGUUAAGCCCGUAUUAUCACGGUCAUCGGGCACGUCCCAAUUAGCUGAUUCAAGAUAUGAUUCAGCGAAUAGAGACAGUAGUUUAGAUUCAGAAACGACGUUCACAUCGAACGUUAAUAUUCGCGAUGAAAGUGGCGAAGGUGGUGGUUCAAGCGACGAAAAUCGUUCACUAAUACAGCGAGGUAACUCUUAUGAGAAAUCUGAAUCUGGCGGAGGAACUUCGUAGCAUUAAAUCAUUAUUAAAAUUAAAUUUCAUUCAAUUCGUAUCUAAAAGCAAUUUAUUAUGUCUAUAAUAUAAAACAAAAAAAAAAUAAAAACAAAAAAAAAACAUCCAAGCUAUCUUAAAGCUACAAAUUAAUACAAAAAAAAAAAAACAAUACUUAACUUUAGUCACAUCAGUCUACAAUAAAAAAAAAAAUAUAAUUAUUUUUUAAUGUAGUUAGGCCACGUUACGUAUAUCAAUAAAAAUGAAAAAAUAAUAUAAAAUGUACAGAACUAUCAUUCAUAAAAUCAUAAAACACAUUAAAAUAAACAAUAAAAGCCAUCAUUUAAAAAUUACAACCGUUCAAAAAGUAGACUUUUGUGACUAAAAUUAUGUUAAAUAUUUAAACACUUUCUAUAUAAUAAAUUCAUCAUUUUUGUCAAAAAUUCAUUCACAAAAACACACUCACACACAUUCACUCACUCACAUAAUACCUCUUUAUAAAUUAAAACUAUAAAAAAAAUGCAUACAAUUUUUAUUAAGUCAAAUAAAACAAACAAAAAAAUACAAUUUUUAUAUUAUAUAAACCAAAAUAUAUAUAUAAAUGUACAAUAUAUACACACCUACAUAUAUAUAUAAGAAUAUGUAUAUGAAUACAUCAAAAAAUAAUUCAAGCUUGAUUAUAAAAAAAAAAAGACAAAAAAAAACUAUAUAGAUUAUAUAUAUAUAUAAAUCUAGUUAACUGAAAAUACAAAAUUAAUACAAUAUUUCGAAAUAAACGAUAAUCAGUGUCAAUCAAUUUUUAUCAUCGAGAUGCAAAGUAAAAUAAAAAAAAAAAGUUAUUAAAUAAAAACACAAAAAAAAAGGUCAUUAUAGAAAAUUAUAAAUCAAAUUUAAUGCAAAAUCUUAAGCAAAUAAAAUAAAAACAGCAAUCACACAUAAAGACAGAAAUAAAAUAAAAACAAACAAAAAAAAGCCAACUUUUGAAAAAUAACUUCUCUUUAAUUUGUUGUAUGUAUUUUUAACACUAGGUAUAUUUUGUUAGUAUUUUUAAAAAGUUAUAUUUAUUUUUAAAUUAAAACCGCUCUUGAAAUAUUUUCACAUACAUCAAAGUCUGUUGAAUUUGUGGCUGAAUUAAUUAUCCUUAAAUUAAUAUACAGACACAGCUUCAAAAUAUCCAUAAACUCAGUUUCAAACAAAACAAAGUCAAAUUUUAGAAUAACUUAUGGACAAGGAUAAUUAAAGAAUAACCCACUUCUUUUCUAUUUUUUUUUUAUGUAUACGAAAUAAUGGCCCAUGUGCAUAAAGUUGAGAUCAAACUCUCUUUUAAGAAAAUUUUUUAAUAUCGAACUCAAUUAAAUUUUUUUACGUGAUAACGUCUUAUACACCAGUGAACACUGGGAGCAUUCACGAUAAACGUGAUUCAUCCUCAUGUUCCGCCUGUAGAUUGCAAUUUCAUCUUAAAGACAAGUUAAAUGAAGCUGAGUCCAACUUAAGACAGCUAUAAGUAAUAAGAGUCAGCAGAUCAAGGUGUAAAACUAUUAUACGAUUUUUCUUUUGCACCAUAGGUCUGGGGUUCGAGUCCCAAGACAGUCUUAUAAUUUUCGUUUCUUACAAAUAGUUUUUCAAUUUUCUUACGACGUUAUCCCGUUAUUAUCGUCCAUAAACCGAAUUUACAGAAUCAAUUUUUCGCAAUAAAAUGGUAUAAAUUCUAAUAUCUAGCAGAACCAGCCUUUGAAGUUGUGCUUAAAAGUUAAAUCUGAGUUACAUAUGUUUCGUUCAAGUAAAAAAGUUUGAAAUUCUUUUCAAGGUUUCGUAAAUUCGAAACCCAAACAAAGUAAACACGUGUCACAUUCAGUUGAUUACCAUUCAGCUUGAUAUCGUGGACCCAGUAAGAGUUGAACUUUUUGUAGUUGGCAGAUUCAAUCAUUUGAUGAAAUUAGACCAGUCCAAAUUUUGGCAAGUAACUAAAUCAACGGCUCACACAAACCACUAAAAAAUCAUACUGAAAUGCUGAGAGAACUUAUCUAUAGUUUCAGCUAACAGUCUGAUUGUUUGAUCUUUCCAUUUUUCUUGCAAAAGUCAGAAUUUCAAUAUUCAAACUCAAUAAUGUAAACUUGCAAGAGUUCAUUUUUAAAAUCUAAGAAAAACUUCGUUCAGCCACUUUUCUUUCUAAAAACUUUGUAAAUGUUUAUUCAAAUUGAUUUUUGUUUUUUCUUUUCCAAAGAAAAUUUAUUAUUAAUUUUAUUCUCAAAACAAAUUUAAACUACAUUAUGGAAUUAAGAGCACUAAUGUAUAUGAAAUGUUUGAAAGAGUACGUCUAUGUUUCUCAAAAUAAGGAUGGCAAAACGCGCAUUUGUAGUAUAUAGUCAAAACAAAAACUGAAAUCCUUAAUCAAAACUACAUUUAUAAAAAUAACAUCAUCAACACAAAAAGAAAAUCAUGGAAAACUUAAAACCGUACCAAAAGAAAACCAAAAAAAAACUCUAUUAAAUAUACUUUCAAGCGUAUAAUAUACACAUUUUAUGCAAAUUUAUAAAUCCUAAAAAAAAAAAACAAUUAAAAUUAAAGAAAAAAAAUAUGUAUAAAAAAUAUAAAAUUUAUUAAAAAACAAAAUGAAAUGAAUUAGGAGUGAAUUAGUUAUUAAAUUGAUGGCUUUUAUC